Onychostoma macrolepis is the source of this 844-nucleotide messenger RNA. RefSeq names its product EF-hand calcium-binding domain-containing protein 10 (gene efcab10). The transcript has 4 exons. Gene Ontology annotation, molecular function: calcium ion binding. The record is from RefSeq and is a predicted model, not a curated record. Lineage: Eukaryota; Metazoa; Chordata; Actinopteri; Cypriniformes; Cyprinidae. The coding region runs from base 48 to 449 and encodes 133 amino acids.
UGCGCGGUAUCAUAGCAACAGUGAUAAACAGUGAACCGGUGGCCAAGAUGUCAUCUCCGCGGGAGCUAGAGGCAGCAGAAUACCUCAAAAAACACAAAAUUAUUGAGCUUAUGGAUAAUUUAACUAGUAUGCUCUUCUUCUACAGACCAGAUCGUCCUAGAGAAUUUCUGAUCGACCAACUCGAAAAGCUGAAAGUUUCCAAAGUUCAUCCAGGAAACCCUCCGUGCCUCUUUAACGAGUCCAACUUAGAUGCGCUGUUUGGAAUCCUGGAUCCUUCCCAUCAAGGCUUUAUCACUUAUAGUCAAUACAAAGAAGCACUGAAGACACUUGGCAUCAAGAAUUUCAAUGAGCUCCCAGAAGGAGCCAGUGAUGACAGAAUAUCACAAGAGACGUUCAUAAGAGAGGCGACAGAAGGGCUUGUCGGAAGUGCAGCAACAUUCCAGCUAUAGGAGAACUCUGUUCUAAGUAUCUUCACAUUUAUUUUUUAUAUAGAAAACAGUACAUACUGUAUGUAUGCAUAUAUAAAUAAACAUUUUUUAUUUGACUUCCAACUGACUUCCAUAGUAUUUUAUCCAUACCAUGGAAAUCAAUGGGAUGUCAGUUUCCAUUUUUGGGUGAAUAAUCCCCUUAAAUUGCCUACAGUGAAGACCAGCCAACAUGACUUAAUAAUCACAUUUUAAUGAAAGUGUAAGAAUAAAAUAUUACUACUACUACUACUACUGCUACAAAUAAUAAUAAGUGUUUUUUGUUGUUGUUGUUGUUUUUAAAUGUGAUAUUCCAUGGAAUAUAGCAUUAUAAAUGUAUAUUUAUAUUUAUUAUUAUUUAUUACUAUUUUACCCCCUUA